CUCCGCACUGCUGGCGCACGACACCAUCUGAUUGGCUGCUUUCCAAAACACGGAAAAGCCCAAAGAUGCAUGUUGUCAAGCUUGUCUUCAGUCGAGUUCUCAAUUAAUUGAAGUUUAGACACCGCUUUCUUUAUUCUGGCACAUUCUGAUUGUCAGACACUAGUCUGUUGGGAAUAUGAACGCUAUGAUUUGUCAACUCCAACAGCUACCGUGUUACAUGGAGUCCGAAAACAGGAGAUUCCAACCCUGGCGGGACUACAUGAAGCUAGCGGACGCAGUGCGGGAGAUGCAGUUAGGGAACUUCACAUCAGAACCGUCAACCGUUGAGGGUCAUGACUCCGGGAUAUGCUCGACUAUGGUGGAAUUUGAAGAAUUUCCGCCACGAGCCUUGCUGUUCCCGAUAACACCCGUGCCGACACAACCCUUAUGGCACGAAAUGGAACCCCUGGAUUCCGAAAUCGUCCCCUUGCAUAAACACGCUACUUUACGUCCGAGCAGCACCAAGGGUCCCGAGCCCCCUACAGCAGCGUCCAGAUCCUUCGCGGGCACCCGGGGCCAGAAGGAGAGAAUGAAGGCGACCCGCUCUAAGACGCCGGAGGAGGUGUCAUCACCUGAGCGCAAGAUCUGCAGCUUCUGCAAACACAACGGGGAGUCUGAAUCUGUGUUUGGGUCCCACAGUCUAAAGGACCAGGAUGGGGACGUGGUAUGCCCGUACCUGCGGCAAUAUAUCUGCCCUCUCUGCGGGGCCACCAAGGCCAAAGCCCACACCAAGCGCUUCUGUCCCCAAGUCGAAACCACCUACAGCUCGGUCUAUGUCAAGUCAUAGAAGCGCUAGCUCUGGUCCAGGCCGUUACUGCGCUACCCUCUAAGACCUACUAACAUAGUCAACUUGUUGUUGCGAGAUGGGUGGGACCAGAGCUAGAGAGGCGCUGGAGAGACUUCAGGCUGUUGUUGUGCAGACUUUCUUGAGCGUCUCUAGCGCACUGUAUGCGGACAAUUGUAAGAGGAUUUACGAGUGGAUAUUCAGCUGAGACGCAGUUUGGAACAGGCUGACAAGUUUGUAGACUGUGUAAUAGGCUGACUAGUUUGUAGAAUGUGUAAUAGGCUGACUAGUUUGUAGACUGUGUAAUAGGCUGACUAGUUUGUAGAAUGUGUAAUUUCCUGUUAGUCGUGUGAUUUUUAUUAUUUAUUUCCUUGACUUUUUCUUGUUUGUUUUCAACCUGUCGCGUAUUUUUAUGUAUUUAUGACGUGUGAUUAUUUGCAUUUAUUUUCUACACAUUUUGGGGUUUGAGUUGUUUUCUUUAAAGUGUAAAUGUCUCUGUCUGUCUGUGACCAAACUAACUACGUCUUUACAUGUUGGUAUGAGAUUUUGUAAAACCUCAACCUCUUAAUGUGUCGCCUACUGAACCGCCCUUAUCAACAAACUCUCAUUGCAGAAUUCGACGUUUUUCCACGUUUCUCCCUGCUACUUUGGGGAGGAAAAAACGAAAGUGUUGUUUUCCUGACUUUAAAACGACAUGCUCUAAUUAAUCUAACUGUACAUCUGCAAGUCUACAGGCCUAAAAUAACUAUUAUAAGAAAAUGACUAUUGACAAGACAACUGCUAUUUUAUGAUGUGGUGUGCAGAGCUACUUUGUGUUUCUCAUUUACCAUGCUAGCUACUAUUAAGAACUGUUAUACUUGAAUUACUUUAAUAGAUCUAGAAGUGUUCUUUUUUUUUUUUUUUUUCAACCUCGAUGCAUCUUACAUUGGCUGUACAGGACUUUAAUGUCUGUCACUUUACAGAACUGCUCUACCCCAUGUUGAAUAGUAUGUUUGUUUAUUAUGAUACAUGUCUUCUAUAAUAAUAACAAUAAUAUCUG
Oncorhynchus kisutch (coho salmon) is the source of this 1862-nucleotide messenger RNA. Its product is annotated as nanos homolog 3-like. The transcript has a single exon. Bases 176 to 826 code for a protein of 216 amino acids. The record is from RefSeq and is a predicted model, not a curated record. Gene Ontology annotation, molecular function: zinc ion binding; RNA binding. Lineage: Eukaryota; Metazoa; Chordata; Actinopteri; Salmoniformes; Salmonidae.